UACAAGAACUAUUGAACUGGACCAACUGGUGAAGGGAGAGAUGGAUGAAUGGUUAGAUGGGGAGAGAGAGUAGAGUGAUGCAACCUAGAGUCGAUAGGACUGGAUUGAACUCGGGAGCUGUUGCUGAUGUUUGAAUUGGAUGGUUUGAUGGAGGGAGAGGGCUUGGGGUAGAAGGUAGAAUAUGCACGUGACAAACUCAACUGAAAGCAAUAAAGGCGGUGUCAAAAAUAUCCGAAAGUAGUAGGCGGUAUAGAAAUAAAAUAUGCAAAAUAUGUGGUGGAAGGGAAGGGUCAAAACUCAAUAAACUCAACCAUAAAAUAAUAUUCAUAGUUGACGUCACACGAUUGAUAAGAAUGCCCCCAUCACGUACUCCUACUGUCAACUAUCAAGAUCACUUUGGAAUCGAUAAUACUGGCAGACGGAGGGGUAUUCGUCCAAUUGAUCAUAACCAUGUCACUCCAGUCCCAGCAUCUCUUUCCUUAGGCGGAGAUGCACAAGAUGAAUUCGAUUCGACCGGCACAGAAAUUUUAAGUGAAGCAGAAGCAGAAGCAGAAGCAGAAGCAGAAGAUGAAGAGGAAGAUGAAGAGGAAGGGGAAGGCGAAGAUGAAUCUGAAGCGGAUGAUGCACUUGGGGAAAUGGAAAAUGGAGAUGAGGAUGAGGAUAUAGACUUGGAGGAAGUUCCAGCUGAAGGUUUGUCUCAAUUCUUGUCUAUCGCUCUUACUUUCAAUCUUUCUACAACAACAGGGCAAGAGCGCAAGAACGCAAGUACGCAAGAACGUAAAGGAAAGAGCAACCAUAAUCAUGACCACAAUCACAACCACAAGCAAUGUCACAAUCACAAUCUUCAUUUUUCCCUCACAAUGUCUGCUCGAACUUCUUUCACUCCAAUUGCUCGUCAACUCGUGCCUGGUCAACCACCAGUACACGUUACAGCGCGGCAGCUUGAUUGUACUUGAUUUCCUGUUUCAAAAUAAAUGCUCUUCACCAUCCACUUUAUAUCAUCCAUCUAACUUUCUUCCUAUCUAGUCGCCAUGGACAAUACGCUGCCAUUUGACCCUGCCGCACUCGGGUUGAAGGAGAUUGGGAACUUAGCCAGCUGGACUGUUUCUAGUAGUAAACCUGGUUGCGGUGUUCUUGCGCUCAGAGACGACGACACCAAUCUGUUUUGGCAGUAAGGACUUUGUGAUCUUCUUAACUUCACCAUCUCUUAUCUAAUGCGCACAAAGUUAUGGGACAUUCACUAACAUGCUCUGCUGCAGAUCCGACGGACCUCAACCCCACUAUCUGAAUAUUCACUUUGCCAAAUUCGCAAAGAUCCGUGCCAUUCGCAUCUUUCUGGAUUUCGAAGCCGAUGAGUCCUAUACACCGACGCGUAUACAACUGCUUGGAGGCACAGGCUACCAUGACCUAAUUCCAUUCUCUGAGCUAUCGUUUGUUCAACCAAAGGGCUGGAUCGAUGUUAAUCUUGACCAUGUGGGAGGAGGCUCAGAUGGCAAGACACUUCGCGCAUUCAUUAUACAAGUCAAGGUGUUGGAGAAUCAUCAAAAUGGUAAGGAUACACAUGUUCGUGGGCUGAAAAUUUAUUCUCACGAUGAACGACAUGAAUCUCCCCCUCCAUCGUAUUUUGAUGAAGAAGAUGGUGACUCUUGCUCUUCAAUCGAUCCUAACGACUUCAGAGGACCUGACGAUGAUCUCAAAGGCGGAGAUGCAGGUGGUGAUGAUGAUCAUUUCUGGAAGGAUUUUACACAUGCUAGAAUGGGUGGAAUUAAAAUGCCAGAUCUAAGUGGUUUGAGUGAACCUGGAUUCAUGUCCGAGCCAGAAUUGCGGUAAAUAAAUUACGAUCACCUGGUGAUAUUUUGGGAGUUGUAGGGAGUUCUUAAGAUACCCUGGGUUUAUAUAACGGUACUGAAUAAUGACUUUAUGAUAAGAAGAGCAAAUUUCUCGACUCUAGAGUAUCGUGCUCUAUCUGAUGGAAAUCCUUCGAAAGUUUGAGGGGCUUGAAGUCGGACUCUACACGGCGGCCGCAGCAUGUUCUUUCAAGAGUGUAUGCACAUCUUUUCUGAUGGUCAAUUGUGAUUUUCCAGUGAGAUUCCAUCUAACUAUGUUCAUGCUUGUGGAGAACAACUAUCUACCAUACCUUUCUUGUCAACUCCUCAUCGCUCGGCUUACUCAUAUCGUUUUUUGACA
Messenger RNA from Sclerotinia trifoliorum, 2187 nucleotides. The record is from the annotation of a GenBank genome assembly. NCBI's taxonomy places the organism in Eukaryota, Fungi, Ascomycota, Leotiomycetes, Helotiales, Sclerotiniaceae.